AUGACUGUGGAGAACAAGAUCGCUAGCAUGCCGAACCCUCCCCCGCUGUACGACUUUGAGGUUGAGGCAGACCAGCUAACGCGCAAGCAGCUUGAGGAGCGGGUUGAGCAGAUGCGGGCGGCCAACUUGGUACUGCGUACCUCGGUGCUUCGACUGCGUGAGUCCCUAGCGACCCUGCAAGAAGGCAUGCGGGCGAACUAUGCCGACCUAGAGCGGCGGCAGGAGGGCAUUUCAAAUAUGCUUCUCCGACGCCUGGAGGCAACAAAGCACCAUCACAGCAAACUGGUCGCCCACCUACGUAAGGUGGAGGCCGAGAAGGCAAUGCAAGAGGCAAAGCUUCAUUGCACCAUGCAAAGCAUCAACGAGCUGUCGAAGCACCUCAAGCAAGAGGAGCAACAAAUCGCCAACCGCCUGCAGCACCGACUGCUGCGGCUGCACGCUCAGCGAGAACAGCUCGACCAGGUCCUAGAGGAGCAGACGAGUUCGCUGCAGCAGCUGGAGCAGCUUGUGCAAGAGGUGGAGGAGAUGGACCAGAGCGACGCCGCGGAGAGAGGCGGAGGCUGUCUGGGCACACACACCUCCACUGCGAUGCCAGUGCUCGCCGUUGUCCCCGCAAGCGGCGCCCCAGCAGCUAGCAGUGGCGUCUUUGGCCCUGUCCACGAGCGUAGCAGCAGUCGCCUGAGCGCAGCGAGCUCCACUACCGCCACCAACACGGCCGACGUCGCCUACGACCCCACAGCAAUGAUACGGUACUUGACGGAUGAGAUCGCGGCAGCGGAGGGACUGCGAACGGAGGCGCUGUCCAAGGCGGAGAAGUACGUCGCCAUGCGUGAGCGGCUGGAGCGGCGCCUCGCGCGAGAGAAGCAACAGCGGGCCGAGCAGCAGUCCCGCACGCAGGAAAUUCAUCAGCAGCUGCAGGAUGCGAGCACCGCCGUGAAUGAGAGGGAGGUGGCGCAUGCAAUGGCGAUGGAGAUGGAAAUGGAUCGACACCUGAACAGUUCACGCUUUGGCGGUGACAUCAUCUCAAGCGCCAGCAGCACGUGUGCAACGCCCCAGCUGCGUGCCGUGAGCACGGUGGCUAGCCGGGGCAACUCCGCAUCGCCUGGGGUUAGCCGACCUUGUCCCGGUCCCGCUGCGCAGGACCCCGAAGGCCGCCCGCCAGACGCAUUUGUGCUGUCGAACAGCAGCGUCUGUAGCGGUUCGGCGGGCUCUACAGGCCACUUCGACCAUCUCGAAGGCACCAGCAGUGCGUUUUCUGGGAUUCCAGGCGGCACAUCACUAGGCCACGCCCCGGCAGCUGCGCUUGCGAUGGGGGCAGCGGACGGUCCUGUCCACUCCAACCCCACUGAACGCACCGACGAGUCACAAUGA
Messenger RNA from Leishmania braziliensis MHOM/BR/75/M2904, 1371 nucleotides. RefSeq lists its product as hypothetical. Lineage: Eukaryota; Euglenozoa; Kinetoplastea; Trypanosomatida; Trypanosomatidae. The transcript has a single exon. Bases 1 to 1371 code for a protein of 456 amino acids. The record is from RefSeq and is a predicted model, not a curated record.